AUGAAGUAUCUUUCUUCCGUUCUGGCUGCGGCCGGCAUGGUUGGCUUGUCCAACGCAAAGCCAAAGCUCGAUCCUCGCCAGGCUGAUCCGUCUACCUGUGCCUGCACGCCUGCUGGGACUGGGGGUGUUACCCACAUCUCUACGUACACAUACACAUCGACCGCCACCAUCACGCAAACGGAGACACAAACCGAGACUGCCAUUUACAGCUCUGGGACUCUGAUCUCUCCAACUCAGUCCAAUGGUGGAAGUCCACCAGGCUACGGGGGUGGCAGCAGUGUGACCGGCGCUGCUUCGAGCACUGGUACUGCGUUCACUCUUCCUGGUCAAUCUGGAUCCUACAGCUACUCUGUCGUUACCAUUACCGUCACUCAGCCCGGUGGUUCUCCCUCUUUGUCGACCUCAUCGACUCUUGUUCCUGCAACACCGACCGAGGUCAGCCAAACUGGAAGCAACAGCCCUCCUGCAUACAGCCCUUCUGUGGUUACGAUCACCAUCACGAAUGGUAAUGGAGAGACGACUGUCAUCUCUUCAAAUACAGAAGUGCCAAUCAAGUCGACUGGCGUCCCGUACUACCCCAUUCCCGGCAACAACUCGGCGCCCAUUGGCACGGGUACCGGCACGGGCAUCCCCUAUCCUCUGCCAUCGAGCUCGUCUGAGGUCAGCCCGACCACUACGGGCCCAGCUCCACCGCCAUAUGGAGGAUCGAGCGGUGCAUCCUCUAUCGUGCCUGUAGGAACAUCGACCGGUGUCCCUUACCCGAUCUCCUCGCCCAGCGGUGGCUCGCCGCCUUACCCAACCGGUUCGGCGCCCGGUUACAGCUCGAGCGGGACUGAAGUGUCACCUGGCUCAACUGCCAGCCUACCAUCCAGCCCACCGCCUGGCUACAGCGUCACCGACAUUACGACAAUCUACACAACGACUUGCCCGGCGAGCAGCGUCAUUACCUCGGGCAGCACAACUUUGACCACUACGUACAGCUACUCGACUGUGUCGACGGUCACCUCAACAAUCCAGUCGACCGUGACUGUGUCGACCCCAGGCGCGACUAGCGUUGGUCCGACUGGGUCGACCCCGCCAGGUACUGCUCCGCCAUACGGAACAUCCUCUGCGUUCAACAGCACCGCGGUCGGACCAACUGGCACAAGCCUCACCAGCCCAACAAUCAUUACAUACUCGACGUCGACAAUCUACUCGACUACCGAGCUUACGAUCACUUCUUGUGCUGAGACUGUGACUGACUGCCCAGCCAGCAGCACGAUCGUCACUACAUCUUCCGUCGCUAUCGGCACCACUCUCUGCACUCUGACGCAAACAGCUGGUGUUCCACCAUCAUCCUCUGCUUCUGCUCCAAUUGGCACCGGCGUGCCAGUUCCACCUGCUGGUUCGACGUCCGUUCCCCCAUACCCUUACUCGAGCUUGAGCAGCACGGCAGUUGGACCUACCGGUACGGGUCCCGCACCGCCACCUUACUCUAUCCCCGGCACUGGAGUAUCUUCGAGCACUGUGGUCGGCCCCACGGGUACAUCCUCGGUCCCAACCUACCCUAUCUCGUUGCCAAGUUCGACCCCAUCGACGUCAAGCACUGAAGCUGGACCGACAGGAUCAUCUUCUGUGUCGAUCCCGGCCUAUCCGAGCUCUUCUUCGAGCUCGACUGAAGGCUCGCCAACGGGUUCUGGCCCUGCACCACCGCCAUACUCCAUCCCAUCAUCCACAGGACCAAACAGCACUGCGGUCGGUCCUACCGGCGGCACUCGUCCUCCAUUCUCUUACUCCCCUUCGUCGGGAACUGCCCCUAUCGGCACUGCACCAACUAGCUCGUACCCGAUCGGUACCGCACCGCCGUACUCGUACAGCCCUUCAUCUAGCUCAAGCAGCACUGAAGGGUCGCCAACUCAGAGCUCCUCCAGCGGCGUUUCGCCCCCAGGGUAUAGCUCGCCGUCGUCUUCAAGCACUGAGGCAUCGCCAACGCAGAGCACAUCGACUGGUGUCUCGCCUCCAGGAUAUGGUUCUCCUUCGUCUUCCAGCACUGAAGGCUCGCCAACUCAGAGCAGCCCGACAGCGCCUGGCUAUGGUUCACCUUCGUCUUCCAGCACUGAGGGCUCGCCAACCGAGACUGCUCCAACCGCUCCUGGCUAUGGCUCGCCAUCCUCGUCUAGCACCGAGGGAUCACCAACCGAGACUGCGCCAACAGCGCCUGGCUACGGAUCUCCAUCAUCAAGCACUGAAGGUUCGCCGACUACAACAGCGCCAACUGCACCUGGCUACGGCUCGCCUUCCUCCUCAAGCACUGAAGGAUCACCAACCGAGAGCAGCCCCAGUGCGCCUGGAUAUGGUUCGCCAUCAUCAAGCAGCACGGAGGGAUCGCCCGUCGAGAGUACAUCAUCGACCAGCGCACCAGCUCCUACAGGAUACGGCUACCCAAGCUCGAGCAGCUCGACCGAGGGAAGUCCCAUAACCGACACGACGUCGACGUCUGCCACUGCUCCAGGCUACGGCGCACCAACCAGCAGCUCUGAGGCAGCCCCAACAGCCCCAGGCUAUGGCCAGACCUCUGUUAGCAGCACCGUGAUCUCGCCCACAGCCUCCUCGACCGCAUCCAUUCCCGGAUACGGCUCUCCAUCCAGCAGCGGAACCGAGAUUUCUCCUGCUCAGACAACCGCCCCCACGGCUCCAGGCUACGUGUCCCAACCUCCAGCCCCAUCCUGCACCCUCGCCCCGUCCUACGGCUCCGCCCUUUCAGAAGUCAGCGCAAACCUCCCGAGCGGCUCCCUCAACAAAGUCAUCCCCAAGGACUCCGUCAACUCCGUCGUCGGCGGCCUCAUGGGUGAACUCAACGGCAAGCUCGGAGGCAGCGCUCAACUGAACGGCGCCUUGCCCACCGCCCUCCCAUCCUCCUACACCGACGCCAACGGCGAGACGAAGCCCCUCGACUACGAAGGCGGCAUGACCCUCGGCAACAUCGUCGACUGGUGCGCCUACCUCGCCGUCAAGUCGUACGGCGACGCAGGCGCAGUCGUCAAGGGUAGCGCGAGCGGGAGUGCGAGCGGCAACCUAGACGGAAGUGUCUCCUUCGGCAUCAGCAUGGGCGGUGGUAUGUCCGGCAACUUCGGCGUUGGCAAACGCGCCCAUGCUCGUGCCCUCCGCGUUUAA
Messenger RNA from Zasmidium cellare ATCC 36951, 3153 nucleotides. RefSeq lists its product as uncharacterized. The coding region runs from base 1 to 3153 and encodes 1050 amino acids. The transcript is spliced from 2 exons. The record is from RefSeq and is a predicted model, not a curated record. Lineage: Eukaryota; Fungi; Ascomycota; Dothideomycetes; Mycosphaerellales; Mycosphaerellaceae.